Molecule: messenger RNA, 1710 nt
Organism: Wallemia ichthyophaga EXF-994
Lineage: Eukaryota; Fungi; Basidiomycota; Wallemiomycetes; Wallemiales; Wallemiaceae
Product: FACT complex subunit POB3
Exons: 7
Coding region: 1-1710 (569 amino acids)
Cellular component (GO): nucleus; FACT complex
Molecular function (GO): DNA binding; nucleosome binding; histone binding
Source: RefSeq, a predicted model, not a curated record
AUGUCCGUCGACUUUGAGAAGAUAUACCACAAUUUAGAUCCAAUUCCAGGAAUCCUGAGAUUACAACAAGGCGGUUUAGGUUGGAAAUCUCAAAAUAAUUUAGUUACAAUCUCUGCUGAAGAUAUCUCUCAUAUGCAAUGGAUGAGAGUGGCUAGAAAUUUCCAGCUUAAAAUUGGAUUUAAAAGCGAUAGACAUAGAGAGGUCUUUGAUGGCUUAGUUAGAGAUGACUUUGAAAGACUUAGCAAAACUGUAAAGGAAUUCUACGGCGUUUCAAUUGAAACUCGUGAAAUUUCUUUCAAAGGUUGGAAUUGGGGUAAAACAGAGUAUAGAGGCGAAGAUCUUAGUUUCCAGGUAUCUGGUAGAACUAUGUUCGAUAUUCCAGUUCACAAAAUUGCUAAUUCCAAUAUUGCUUCCAAAACUGAAGUUUCUCUCGAAUUCAUUGAUCCAACUGCUUCUGCUCAAGGCGAACCCACAGACUCCUCUUCAAGCUCAUCACGUAAAGCUGAUGAACUCGUUGAAAUGAGAUUUUACAUACCAAACUCAGAAAAGUCUCGUGAGAUUAUCGGAGAGAAGGAAGACGAUAACGAUCAAGAAGAGCAUUCCGCAGCUCAACUCUUCCACGAUCAAAUCAAAGACAAAGCUGAGAUUGGUCAGGUAUCUGGCGAUGGUUUGGUUGUGUUCAAUGAUAUCCUCGUCGUCACUCCUAGAGGUCGCUACGAAAUUGACAUGUACCCAACCUUCAUCAGACUUAGAGGUAAAACUUAUGAUUACAAAAUUCUCUACUCCUCUAUUAGACGCUUGUUCGUCCUCCCAAAGACUGACGAAAUGCACGUCUUAUUGGUCGUCGCGCUGGAUCCUCCUAUCAGACAGGGUCAGACAAAGUAUCCAUACAUCACAAUGCAAUUCCCUACGAACGAGGAAUUGGACGCUACUAUAAACAUGGAAGAGUCAGAGAUUAGCGAAAAAUAUGGUGACAGAUUGCAGAAGCAUUACGAUGCUCCUGCUUACGAGGUUGUUGCUCAAGUGUUUAGAGGUUUGAGUGGUAAAGAUAUAACUACUCCAAAGACAUUCAAGAGCUACAACAAUCAACCUGCGAUCAAGUGCAACGUCAAGGCCAACCAAGGUGAUCUCUAUGUGAUGGAGAAGUCACUGCUUUUCAUGACCAAACAACCUAUUUACAUCCCAUUCAAUGAUAUUCAGUCGGCCCAGUUUUCUAGAGUCGGCGGUGCAAUCAGUUCGAGUCGUACGUUUGAUUUACGUGUAGUGCAGAGAUCGGGUACAGAGAACGUUUUCAGUGGAAUAAACCGCGAGGAGCACGAGCCACUCGAAGAAUAUCUCUCUAGUAGGAAAAUCAAGACCAAGAACAGCCUCAAUGAGAAUAUGAUCGGCGCACCAUUGCAGGCUGCAGUUGACAGCGACUCAGAUAUGGAUGAUGGCGAUAAAAGCGCACGCAAGCAACCUACAGCUACAGCGGGUGGUGGUGAAGACGAGGAAUCCGAAGAAGACGAAGAUUUCCAAGCUUCCUCUUCCGAUGAAGGCUCCCCAUCUGAAAGUGACUCAGAAGAUGAGGACGAUGAUGGAGACGCUAAAAUGUCCACUGCCAAGAAUUCUAAAGAUAAGGACUCUGAUGGUCCACCUAAGAAGAAAGCACGUAAGCAAAGUGCAAGUGGUGCAGACGAAGAUGAUGCCAUACAAGUUGAAAGUGAUUAG